CACACACACACACACACACACACACUCCUGCAGAGGGUCUGAGUCGGUGCUCAGUUUCUUCUGGCCGUCAUCAUGGAGUUCAAGAGCAAGCAGAAGAAGAAGGUCCUUGUGAUCUCGGUGCUGCUGGCCGUGUGUGUGGUGGUGAUCAUUCUGGGUUUGGGUUUGGGUCUCGGUCUCCAGCUGCAGGACUGCAGGAAUAAAGAUGUGUCAGCAUCCUGCAGGAAUCGUUGCUAUGAGCCAUUGGAUGUGGAUUCAACAUCCUGUCGCUGUGACAGUCAGUGUUUGGAGACUCACAGCUGCUGCUUUGACUAUAAGGACAUCUGUCUGCUGCCCACUCAGAGCUGGGAGUGCAGUGCGCUUCGCUGUGGAGAGAGACGGCUGUCCGGCAGCAGGUGUCACUGUUCGGAGGACUGUAUGAGCGCCGGAGACUGCUGCUCCAACUACAAGAGCAUCUGUGAGGGAAACACAGAGUGGGUUCAGGAUGAGUGUGUGGACAUGAACACUGCCAAAUGCCCUGCCAGUUUUAAGAGGCAGCCGGUGCUGUUGGUCUCUCUGGACGGUUUGAGAGCUGAAUAUCUGCAGUCGUGGCAUGCAGUGGUUCCAGUGCUGGACAAGAUCAGACGCUGCGGUACGUCGGCACCCUUCAUGCAGGCCGUGUUCCCCAGUAAGACGUUCCCUAACCACUACUCCAUCGCCACAGGUCUGUACGCUGAGUCACACGGGCUGGUGGAUAAUAACAUGUACGACCCCGUGUUCAACGCUUCCUUCAGUCUGUCCAACAGUGAGAAAAACAAUCCCAGAUGGUACCAGGGACAACCGAUCUGGAACACAGCCAUGUAUCAGGGACUGAAGGCCGGAACGUUCUUCUGGCCGGGAUCUGAUGUGGCCAUAAACGGGAGUUUCCCAGAUAUCUACAUGAGUUAUGACGGGAAGGUCCCGUAUGAGGAGAGGGUCUUCAGUGUUCUGCGCUGGCUGCAGUUACCAGAGGAUAAACGGCCGGAUUUCUUCACAAUCUACCUGGAGGAGCCUGAUAGUUCAGGACACAGCUAUGGACCCGUCAGUGGAGGGCUGAUCUUGGCUCUGCAGGGAGUGGACAGAGUUAUCGGUCAGCUGAUGAAUGGCCUCAAACAACUCAACCUUCAUCAGUGUGUCAACAUCAUCAUCGUCGCCGAUCACGGUAUGGAGGAGACCAGCUGUGAGCGUAAAGAGGCUCUUCAGAAUAUUAUAGGUGAUGUCAAUCAUCUGUUCGUCAGUGAGGGGCCGUUUGGACGAAUCAGAGCUAAGGACACAACACACACCUUGGACGCAGCUGGACUUGUGGCAAACAUGUCGUGUAAGCGACCAGAGCAGCAGAUCAAGCCUUACCUGAAACAUCACCUGCCCAAACGUUUCCAUUACGCCAGCAACAGACGCAUCGAAGACGUCAGCGUCCUGGUGAACCCACGCUGGCUCUUUGAGAGAUAUCCUGGGUCUCUCACGUUCUGCUCAGGAGGUAAUCAUGGAUAUGAUAAUGACAUCUACAGCAUGCAGGCCUCGUUUCUCAGUUUAGGCCCAAAAUUCCCCUUUCAGACAGAAGUGGAGCCGUUUUCCAACAUUGAGCUGUACAACCUCAUGUGUGACUUGCUGGAAAUCACUCCGUUCCACAAUAACGGGACGCACGGGAGUCUGAACCACCUGCUGCGGACACCGGUUUACAGCCCCAGUCACCCGACAGAGCAGAGCGGCCCGGAGCAGUGUCCGAUCACCAGCCUGGAGCCCACACACACACUGGGCUGCAGCUGCACCGCAGUGAGUGAAAGUGACAUUAACGCACGUCUGAAUCUCACCGAUGCAGAAGUGGCCGAGAGCGAGAGGCGACACAUGUUGUUCGGCCGUCCGCGGGUUCUGCAGUCUGACGCUAAAUACUGUGUCCUGCACCAACACGGUUUCAUUACGGCCUACAGCACACGCACCCACACGCCCGUCUGGAGCUCCUUCACUCUCAACAAACAGGCUGAAAGUUCUCCGGUCGUCUCAGAUUGUCUUCGGGCAGACAUCAGGAUUCCAGCCAAUCAGAGCGCGACAUGUAACCAGUACAACAACGCUGGCAACAUCACACACGCCUUCCUGUUCCCACCCAAUCUGAACGGCACGUCUGAAGAUCAGUUUGACGCUCUGACACUUGGAAACACGGUCCCCGUCUUCCCACAGUUCAAGAGACUCUGGCAGUAUUUUCAGGAGGUUCUGCUGAUCAAAUACGCAUUUCAGUAUAACGGUAUUAACGUGGUUACCGGCCCAGUGUAUGACUACAACUUUGAUGGACACUUUGACUCUCCAGAGCAGAUCCAGGAGUUCGUUGCAGGCUCAUCUAUUCCUGUUCCCACUCAUUAUUUUGUGGUCCUGACCAGCUGUAAGAAUGACACACAGAUGGUGAACGAGUGUUCUGCUGAACUUCAGACGGUUUCCUUCCUGCUUCCACACAGGAGCGACAACAUGGAGAGCUGCGCUGACGAUCAGCCGGAGUCUCAGUGGGCGGAGCCUCUCCUGUGGAUGCACCAAUCACGAGUAAGAGAUGUGGAGUGGAUCAGUGGACUGGACUUUUUUCAAGACAGCAAGCGUCCAAUCGCUGAGCUCCUGAGUCUGAAGACCCGCCCCACCGCCGCCAUUCAUCCCAAAGCUUGAGUUUGUGUUAAUAUAUUUAUUUAAUCCUCUUUCCGUUUUGACCUAGAUGAGAAGCUUACAAAUUCAUAAAAACAAACAAAGUGUAGUUCUUAGAUGCAUUAAGAUUUAAAGUUUAAAGUUUAAGUUUAUGCCCCUAAAAUUAACUGAUUUUGUUUGGCAAAAUAUUUAAUAUUUAUGUUGUUCUGUUAGAGAUAAAUAUGUAGGUUUCAUAAAUGUUAUACUUAUAAAUCCAAAGGAAUUUCAUAAAAUUCCAUUCAUUCCAAUGGAGUUAAUACUGGUAAUUCAUUAAAGAAAUUUCAUAAAAUGAUUUCAAAUAAAAUUUCUCAGCAAUAUUGAAAAAA
Carassius auratus (goldfish) is the source of this 3002-nucleotide messenger RNA. RefSeq names its product venom phosphodiesterase 1. NCBI's taxonomy places the organism in Eukaryota, Metazoa, Chordata, Actinopteri, Cypriniformes, Cyprinidae. Bases 73 to 2661 code for a protein of 862 amino acids. Gene Ontology annotation, biological process: nucleoside triphosphate catabolic process. Gene Ontology annotation, molecular function: nucleoside triphosphate diphosphatase activity; metal ion binding; nucleic acid binding. The transcript is spliced from 25 exons. The record is from RefSeq and is a predicted model, not a curated record.